This is a messenger RNA of Fomitopsis serialis, 1731 nucleotides long. RefSeq names its product amp dependent CoA ligase. The record is from RefSeq and is a predicted model, not a curated record. The transcript is spliced from 19 exons. Gene Ontology annotation, molecular function: CoA-ligase activity. Lineage: Eukaryota; Fungi; Basidiomycota; Agaricomycetes; Polyporales; Fomitopsidaceae. The coding region runs from base 1 to 1731 and encodes 576 amino acids. Gene Ontology annotation, biological process: secondary metabolic process.
AUGUCCGUGAUACAUGCCCCCGGUGGACCCAUACCAGAGGUCCCCUACAACCUCACUAUUCCCCAAUUCUUGUUCAAUAUAGACUGGCACCCGGCGAGGCCAAAGCUGCUGUCGCGCGCUCCGUGUAUGAUCGAGGAUGCGACCGGUCGCUCAAUCUCGUUCGAUGAGGUUCGUACGCGUACGACCGCGCUCGCGAAUGCGUUACAUUCCCGUUGUCAAAUAAGGAACAACGACGUCGUUUGCAUCUGUACUCCGAACCACGUAGACUUUCCAGUAGUCGCGCUCGCUGUACAGAAGCUUGGAGCUGUUGUUACAACUUCAAACCCUGCAUACACGAUCAGCGACCUCGAGUACCAGCUCAAAAUCACAAAUACAAAACUCCUUGUCGUGCAUCCUUGGAACUUGGCUGUGGGUCGUGCCGCGGCAAAAGCGGUAGGACUACCACUUGAGCGGAUCGUUCUAUUCGACGUGGCGGAGAGUGGUGGAGCAUCACUGACACAUCUCACCAUCUCUCAACUUGUCAACGAAGGAUCCUCGAGGCCACAGAGUUUCACUGAAUGUCGAUUGGGCCCGAAUGAGGGCAAGUCAAAACUAGCCUAUAUCAACCUCUCAAGCGGAACCACAGGCAAACCCAAGGCAGUCUGCAUUCCCCACAGCGCAGUAAUUGCAGGAAUGAUUCAACAAGGCCAUCUGGUGAUCCAAGACACUACUCCCUGGGACGAGCGGAAAUAUCGUCCUGGCGAUCGCUGGUAUGCCGCCUUGCCGUUCUUCCACAUAUACGGUCUUGUUGGCAUCAUGCACUUUGCGUUGUUCUAUGGAACAACACUCGUAGUAGUCCCGAAGUUCAGUUUCGAAGGAAUGUUGCAAAGCAUACAACGACAUAAAAUCAGGAUGCUCCCGGCUGUGCCUCCCAUCGUCGUUCUUCUAUGUAAGAACCCCGAAGUGAAUCGCUACGACCUGACCUCCUUAGGUCUCAUCAUGUGCGGUGCCGCACCGCUUUCCGCUGAGCUCAUCAACCAACUGUCUGCUCGGCUACCCUGGGUUAGCAUCGGACAAGGAUACGGUAUGACGGAGGCUGUGGGAUCGGUCUGCUUCCCGCAGCUCGAACAGAAGAUCUGCUCGCCAGGCAGCGCAGGGCGGCUAGUUCCCGGUCUUACCGUGCGUGUCGUGAAGCCUGACGGGUCGCUUGCUGGCUUGGGCGAGCUGGGCGAGCUGGCGAUCAAGAGCGAUGCGGUCGCUUUGGGGUAUCUGAAUAAUGAGAAAGCCUCACAAGAAACUUUCGUCGAUGGCUGGCUCUACACCGGGGAUGAGGUCUAUAUCAACGACAAGUAUGAGGUAUUCAUUACGGACCGUAUCAAGGAGAUACUCAAGGUCAAAGGAUUCCAAGUCGCACCAUCCGAGCUCGAGGGGCAUCUCCUCGACCACCCUGAUGUCUCCGACGUCUGUGUGGUUGGCAUCCCGGAUGAAUACAACGGCGAGCUGCCCUUCGCAUUCAUAGUCCUCAGUGCGGAAGCAGUGAGACGCGUUAAGGGGUCCACCACGGAAGCAGACAAAACCAGAGACGCGGUUCUGAGGCACGUCUCGGACCACAAAGUGCGGUACAAGUGGUUAGCGGGCGUCGAAUUCGUCGAAAGCGUACCGAAGAAUCCCAGUGGCAAGUUGCUCCGCAAAGAACUGCGAGGUCUCGCAAAGGACAUGCUGGCGAAGGGAACAUUUUACUCACCGGUGUGA